CCAUAAACACGAUGGCAGGCAGGCACCACCAUUAACGACGAGGGGAGAGAGAGAGGCAGAGGAGGAAUCGGGCCAUUGAAGACGACGACGACGACGACCAAGAAGAAGAAAGAUUUGAUACCCCCAUCCGAUCUGUCCAUGGCAUCCAUGGCUGAUGGCUCCGUCCACUGAUGUAACCCCCUCACUCUAAACCCACCAGUCUUCUUCCAAGGGACUCGCCACCGGCGCCGCCGUCGCCAUGUCCUCCUCCGGCGACGAGCUCCUCCUCGUCCACGAGCUCCCGAUGGACAUGCGCACGGACGGCGGCGAGGAGCGCCGCCUGGCCCACCUCCUCCCGCCUCUCGCCGGCGCCCAUGGGCCUGGCCCGGCCCCGUUCCGCCCGCCUCCCCCUCCCUCCGCCGCCGCCGCCGCCGAGUCCCGCGUCGCCUUCCGCGGCUGGCUCGGCGCGCCGCGCCACUGGGAGCUCUGGGUCGCCAAGCUGCGCCCGAUCCACGAGCGCCUGUGGAAGGAGCUCGGGAUCUCCGCCGCCGUCCUCGCCUCCACCUACAGGUUCAAGCGCGACGCCGCCGCCGUGCUCCACCUGGCCUCCUUCUGGUCCCCUUCCACCAGCACCUUCGCCUUCCCCUGGGGCGAGGCCACGCUCACCCUCCAGGACGUGGCCGUGCUGGGGGGGUUCCCCGCCGACGGCUCCCCCGUGCCGGCCCCGCUGCCGCCGCAGUGGCGGCCCGACGAGGCGGCGCUCAACGGGGUCCGCCUCGGCUUCAACCGGAGCGCCUGCAAGAAGGCGCACCACGCCGCCUGGAUGAAGCACUUCCUGGCGGACACCGACAUGGACGCCCACAUCGAGCACGCCGCCUUCCUCGCCCUCUGGCUCACGCGCUUCGUGCUCCCGGGCCACCCGGAGUCCACCAUGCGCCAGUCCCUCUUCCCGCUCGCCGUCCGCAUGGCGCGCGGCGACCGUGCCGCCCUUGGCCCCGCCGUGCUCGCAUCAAUCUACCGGGACCUGCGCGAGAUGAAGAACUACCUGGUGGCUGCCGGCACCACUGGCGGCAAUGCGGAGCUGCUGUCGCCCUUGUCCGUUCAUGCGCCUCUCUACAUCCUCCAGCUAUGGAUGUGGGAGAGGUUCCCCGUGCUCUGGGAUGGGAGGGCCAACCCCGUCGUCGAUGGCGAACCAAGGGCUGCUCGCUGGCAUGAUGUGAGCAAGAAGAUGAGCCCAACCUUGAUUCGCGAGGUCCUCAGUUCAGGGGAGAACUUUGUGUGGCAGCCAUACACCACAUCUGUUCAACAGCAUGGCGGCUGGGUUCGUGGCGGCGAUGUCACCAAGGAUGAGAAAUUGCUAUUGCUCGCGCAUUCUUUGCGUGCUUGUGAGCUCGUGGGGAUGGAUUGCAUCGAGCAGUACCUUCCACACCGUGUUGCAAUGCAGUUUGGACUUGACCAGGAUGUGCCCGGGGAUGUUCACCGAGCCAUUGAGGAUUGGGGGAUUGGAUGGGAGACCUAUGAUUUGGAAGGGAAGAACGUAGCUAUGUUCAUCCCUCACUCUGAACCUGGGGUCACGGCUCGGUACGCACAGUGGUGGAGGCAGCCAUUGCCACCUUCUAAUCGUGAUGCUGGGGCAGGAAGCAUUGCUGCGGAAGGGAAGGUUUCCAAGCGUAAGGUGAAGAAGACACUGGCAGCCAUGGAAGCUGAGGCCGAGAAGGAACGGAAGAUGAAGAAGGCCCGGAUCUCCCCUAAUAAUGAUAAAAAGCGAAAACUUGAAGAGCUGUAUGAUGCGAAGCUGUCAGAUUGGCUUGCAGCUGCGAGGAACGGGAACAGUGGGCCUGGUGGCGGCAGCUGCAAAAGGGGGUCCUCCCCAAAAUCUGAUUCGGUCUUGUUGCCUAAUGUUGGAGCUAUCAAUGAUGAUGUUGUACUUCUUGUGCCAAGGAAGCAGGUGCUAACUCCUGCUGUAAAUCUGAAUACAGAUAGGGAUAUGAAUCUGGAUAGAAGAGAUAAAGGGAACUUCAAAGCUAAGUCACUGGUUGGGACAAAGCACAAAGGCGCAGGUUUGAAGGGAUAUAUAACAUGUGAUGUAGAUUAUCCAAUGAAUGAGCCAUAUAUUAAGGAGGAGGAAGAAGAGGAGGAGGAGGCAGUGUUUUCUACUGAAAUCUCUACAUUUAAUGAAUAUGCUAAGGAUCAAUGGAGCAACAUGAAAAAUACCAGCUUGAUGGUGGGGAAAACGCUUGAUGCCCCUAACAGCGCUGAAGAAGUUAAACGUCCAGUGUCUAUGGAGAAAGAAGAAUGCAAUAGUCCAUUCACUGAUGCCGGUUGCAGUGAGGAUGCUAGAGAGGAAGUUGUCACAGUUGAUAAGCCCGCAAAUUUAUCCAGUGCCUGCAAAGGAGGUGAUGCUGUGAUGCUGGAGUGUGAAAAACUCAAUCUUCCUGAAGACUUGUCUAAUGAUGCCGCAGAUAGACCAGAAGAAGGCACCACUGUUAUUCAGGAGUUGGAGAAUGAAACCGACCUGGCAGUUGAUGCAUCUUGCGAGAUAUCGAAUAGACCUGAAGAAGUUAUUGCUCUAGUCAUGGAAGAGCAACAAGGAAAGGGUGCUGUAGCGGUAUCUGACGAAGGUAAUGUAGUUUCAGUAGUUGGUAGAGCUGCUGAGGGAACAAGUCACUCUACUAAAGUUGUUCCAGGAAGCAAACAAGGAGUUGAUGCAGGUUUAGCUUUAACUGGUAAAAUACUUCCAGUUCAGCAGGCAAAUGAUAUUGGAAUGUCAUGCAUAAUGGAGGAUAUUAGUGUUGCUGCUGGACUUCUGGGAACAAAUGCUGGCAAAACUACUUUAGAUUCUGUUGCCGAGGUGCAGAGGGGGAUAUCUUGUGUAGAAGAGACGGGAGGAGAAAGCAAUCAGAUGUCUAAGAAGGACAGCGAGCAGAAGCCCCAGGAAGCUCCCCAAGUUGACAUUACUCUCAUCGAAAAAGACAAUAAUGAGGGUGAGCAUGAAAACGUUUCCCAGAUAAUGGAGGAACUAGUUACCGACAAUAAUAUUUCUGCUGUUUCUUUGGGUGUUCCUGAAGAGGAGAAUGCAGAUAAAGAUCUGAAUCAAGCAAAGAAAGACCCUGAAUAUAUGCCCAAGGAAGUUUCAGAGGUGGAGGAUGAAGAACAAGAAGUAAUUAAUACCUUGCCAAAGGGAGGUGCAUACAAGGAGCACAAUGAAGUUACUGAAGUAGAGCAUAUAGACACGGCAGAGGCAAAGAUGCAUGCACAGUUUGACAAUGAUAAGCCUGAGGAAGCUGCAGAAACUGGGCUUGCACAGAUGGAUGGUAGCAAGAGGUUAACAGGGAGAGAUACCGAUGGGGAAUCUGGAGAUGUUCCUGAAGUUGGUGGGCAUGCAGAAGUGGGAAAAGCUAGGGAGCUGAUAGAGAACGACACUGAUGUCAAGAUGGUAGAGACUCCUGAUGUAGCGCUUGCAGAAAUGGAAGAGGUGAAGAAUUUGGCAAUAGGAGAUCCAGAGAAGAAGUUUGAGGGAGUUUUUGAAUUAGAAAAUACAGGAAUGGAUGGAACCCACUUGCCAAUGGAGGGCACUACUCACAGUCCAAUGGAGGAAGAUACUGAUGGUAAGCUCAAGGAAGUUUCUGAUGUAACACAUGCAGAAAUGGAAGAUGCAAAGGAUUUAAUGAAGGGAGAUUCAGACAAGAAGUUUGAGCAAAUUUCUGAAGUGGAAAACACAGGAAUAGAUGAAACUCAUGGGCCAGUGGCAGAAGAUACUCAUAUAUUCAAGGAAAUUCCUGAAGUUAAUGCCGAAGUGGAACAAGCCAAUGGGACUGGAAGGGAUAAUGAUAGGCCCGAUGACGUCCUGCAAGUAGAUCUUCCAGCAAAGGAUGAAGCCAAGUGCUUGGCCAAGGAAGAUAUUGAAGACAAUAUUGUAAAAGUUCCACAAGUAAAGCAUGAAAAAUUAAGAGACGAAAUAUCAAUUGAGAAAGUGGUGCAGGAAAAGCCAAAUGCAGGUGACAAGGAUUUACCGGAGAAAGAAGUAGAUGAGUCCAAGGUUUACCAAGUGGAACAAUCAGAAGGGGAGAAAUCCAAGAUGUUAAGGGAAGAAGACGCCGAAGAGAAUACAGAGGAUGCUCUUGGGGUUAAACAGGCAGAAGAACAAGGGGAGGCACUGACAGAAAAAUAUAUGCAUGAUUAUGUUGAGGAAAUUACUCUUGCGGAGCAGGUGGAUGGACAAAGCGAGAUCCGCACAAGGAAAGGUGUUGAGAAAAAUCCUGAAGAAAUCACUCAAGCACAGGGAGAAGAGUUUGAAAAGGAUACAGUGGAAUCUUUGAAGAAUUCAAUCAAUGGUGAGAUGCUAUGUGGCUCAGCUUGCCAACAGUCAAAAGAAGAGCAGAAGGAAGUUUCUUUUGAAGGUAUGAUGGAGAAACAAUGCCCUCAGGAAGAAUCAUCGACUAAUGGAGCUGCUUUGGAGAUUGAAGGGGUAGAUGACCACAAAACUGUCGUGCAUGAGGAAGUGGCUAUGAAACAGAUCCAGGGCUGUGGAAUAGUAUGUCAGAACAAGGAGGCACAAAUACUGGAAGACAGCCAUAUGGCAGACGGUGGAUGGAAUGAUUUGGUUACUAUGGAGAUUUAUGGAACUCAGUCUACAGUAGGAAAUCAGAACCAGGAAGCUUUAGACGUUGACAUGCAAACUAUGGGGCAAAGACAAGAUCUAGGACUUACAGUCGAGAACAAGAAAAUGAUAAUGUCAGGAGAUGCGAAUGUGCUUGGUUGCAGUGAAUUUCAAGCUGAUUCAUCUAAGCCAAAGGUUAACGAUGUCACAUCUACCAAAGGAAUACAGAACCAGGAACAUUUGGACAUUAAGAAAGAACAUGUAUUGGAAAUAGGCUCGGAAUGUGAAACUACAGAUGGAAAUGGAAGACAGAUGGACGUGACCAAUAUGGUAGUGGAUACCAUGGCAGUUACUGUGGAUGCUAACAUGGCUAAGUCUGUUGAAGGAAUACAAAACCAGGAAGCUUGCAGUACUGAGUUGCAGGCAAGUGAGGACAAGCCGCACCAUGGAGUUGGAGAUGUGAGGAUUUUGGAAGACACAGCCACAAUUGAUAGUGGCGAACCAAAUUCAGAUCCAACUAUCGUGGGGGUUGAUAGGAGUGAGUCAAGAGAGGGAACAUGGAACCACUGUGCUUUACGCAUAGAGAAGGAGAAGCAGGAUGAGCGUAUGACAGAUAAGAACACAAAAAGAACCUUGGUCGAGACAGAUGCACCUGAAUGUGGUGAAGCAAAACCUGAUGGGAGCGCAGAAAUGAAUAAAGAGACUCCUACUAUGGUACAAACUGUUAAUAUGACACAGGAUAAAAUUUCUUCCAAGAACCAGCAGAAGGUUGUGCCCUUGGGAGACUACAAUGAAUCAGAGGUCGACGGCUCUAAAUCAAAUCAUACUUCAAAAAAGGAGUCCAAGGGGGCUCUUCAACCAGAGGUUGAACACGAGGUACAAGUUAAACAAGAAAUUUUGGAAGAUAAAACGGAGUUCUCCAUUGGUAGAGAGAAUGAUGAAGCAUCUGAACAAGAGCAAACCUCCACAGAGGAUGCUGCCUUUGCUCCUUCAAGUAUGGAUCACCAGGUUGAGAAUAAUGAUGAAUGGGCUGAAGAGUCGACAAAAAAAUACGGCAAGUAUGCCGCUGAUCCAGUGAACACAGGUUGGCAGACCAGUAAAUUUGGCAGGCCAAGUAUUGAAGAGGUUAGGAGAAUACAUAGUGGCAGGUCUGUUUAUCUGAAAGACAUCAAAGAAUCACAGGGAAGGAUACGUUCUGAAUCAUCAAGCAGAACACAUAUAAACAGUGUUGGAUAUUAUUCUCGACAUGGAGUUCCGGAACCAGUUCCAGUCCGCAAAGAUAUCAAAGUGCCCUUGCAUGAUACUGUGAGGGUUAGUGGAAGAGAUCGUGCACUUGAGUUGAUGACAAGUCCACCAGAAGAGACUUCUCGAUGGAGACAAGAACAAUGUGCACUUCAUAUUUUAGAAGAUGUGCAAACUUCUCGCAUUGCUGAGAAAACUAGGAUGGAGAUGGAGAUCAAAAUACUAAAGGCGCAAAUUGCGAGCAUGCAGAGACAGGUGAUGAACAUGGAUCAUGUUGGUGAGGUUAUGUCCAGAUCAAAAAGGCAUUGACCUUUCCAUUGUCUAGAUGAUGCUAAAAUCUUAGUUUUGCACAAAAAUUUCAUGUGGAACUAUACAGCUUUGCUUUGUGAAAUCAAACACCGGCAUGCUAGUUUGUUCCUGUUGACUGUCUCAUGAAGAUUGAUAUGUGCCUUUUAUUUUGAGGUGAAUAUUAUUUAAGUUACUAACAGUAGAAAAUGAUGGAGAGGAUUACUUUUUCAAUAAAAUAAGCCUCUGGAAGUCA
Brachypodium distachyon (stiff brome) is the source of this 6362-nucleotide messenger RNA. RefSeq lists its product as uncharacterized. NCBI's taxonomy places the organism in Eukaryota, Viridiplantae, Streptophyta, Magnoliopsida, Poales, Poaceae. The record is from RefSeq and is a predicted model, not a curated record. The transcript has 6 exons. Gene Ontology annotation, biological process: meristem development; meristem maintenance. The coding region runs from base 239 to 6130 and encodes 1963 amino acids.